AGCGCACACCGCGACCCCUCUCUGCUGCAACUGGAAGCCGAACUCUCUGCAAAACCCUAAAGGUAAUAAAGAGGGAAGAAAAAAAAAAAAUGGUGCAGCGUCUCACGUAUCGGAAGCGGCACAGCUACGCCACCAAGUCGAACCAGCACAGGGUCGUCAAAACCCCAGGUGGGAAGCUAGUGUAUCAGACCACCAAGAAGAGAGCCAGUGGCCCCAAAUGUCCCGUUACUGGCAAGAGGAUUCAAGGGAUUCCUCAUUUGAGACCAGCUGAAUAUAAGAGGUCGAGAUUAUCGAGAAAUCGUCGUACUGUGAACCGUGCCUACGGUGGUGUAUUGUCAGGAGGAGCUGUUCGUGAGAGGAUUAUCCGGGCCUUUUUGGUGGAAGAGCAAAAGAUUGUGAAGAAGGUGUUGAAGAUUCAGAAGGCUAAGGAAAAGCUAGCCUCCAAGAGCUGAGAUUUGUAAAACCACAGUGAGUUUGGCGCUUUUGAGAGUAAUUUUGGCUUUGAAUUCUUGGUAGUAAUAUGAGUUGCUGGGUUCAAAUUUGCUUCUUGGGCUUCUUGGAACAUCAUAUGUAGCGCUCCUUUCAUCACUUUGUCGACAAGUCAACUACUUGAAUUUUGUCUUUUCCAUUUGAAUGCUUGCUGAUGGCACUGAAAACAUCAUUUAUGAUAUUCAUGAUGUAAUAUUAGAUCACGGUUUGACA
Messenger RNA from Rhodamnia argentea, 702 nucleotides. Its product is annotated as 60S ribosomal protein L34. The record is from RefSeq and is a predicted model, not a curated record. Bases 90 to 452 code for a protein of 120 amino acids. Gene Ontology annotation, biological process: translation; ribosome biogenesis. Gene Ontology annotation, molecular function: structural constituent of ribosome. The transcript has 4 exons. Lineage: Eukaryota; Viridiplantae; Streptophyta; Magnoliopsida; Myrtales; Myrtaceae. Gene Ontology annotation, cellular component: cytosolic large ribosomal subunit; ribosome.